This is a messenger RNA of Penicillium angulare, 948 nucleotides long. RefSeq lists its product as uncharacterized. The transcript has 2 exons. The coding region runs from base 1 to 948 and encodes 315 amino acids. Gene Ontology annotation, cellular component: mitochondrion. Lineage: Eukaryota; Fungi; Ascomycota; Eurotiomycetes; Eurotiales; Aspergillaceae. The record is from RefSeq and is a predicted model, not a curated record.
AUGACCCAACAAAUGCAAGAACACUCCAUGGCAUUGAGCAUUCCGCGCAGCCGUAGCCGGCUCGGGGAGCUUAUGGUAGCCGAUACCCUUGUUGCUGCAGGUUCAGCAACCCUUGUAACGCCCGCCGUGAUGAUCUUUGACAGACUUGUCGUCGAAAAAUCCUUUUACAAUCAGCCUCUUCUCCCUGCAUUUCGCAAGCAUUUAUGGUUCUCCAUUACACAGCCAGCUACUUUCUUAACAUCUCGUCCCAGCCUUCUGGUCUGGUCCCUCUAUACUGCAACUUUCGCAACGGCAAACGUUUCCGAGACCCUUUUGCAUAAAGUCUAUCCCAAGAUCGACGCUGCCAUCGCCGGUAUGACCACAUUUGCAUCAACCUUCAUCGUCAACUCCUCCGUGGGUAUCUGGAAAGAUGUCAAAUUCGCCCAACUCUUCGGCCACAAUAAUAACAAUUUAUCAACCUCUACAACUCCCUCUCCUUCAUCAGCAUCAGCAUCAGCAUCACAUACCAACUCUGCACCACCACCACCACCCCUCAAAACCGUCCGUUCAAUCGGCCGUACCCGCAUUCCUUUAGCAACAUACUCUGCCUUCCUCCUCCGAGAUGGCCUGACCAUCUUCGGCUCCUUCAGCCUUCCAGCAAUGGUUUCAAACACUAUUCCCGACUCUAUCGCUUCUCAGGAAUAUCUCAAGAUCCUGAUCGCUCAACUUGCCAUCCCCGCCUCUAUCCAACUGAUUAGUACCCCCAUUCAUCUCUUCGGAUUGGAUGUUUAUAAUAGACCCCAGGUUUUACCGACCAAGGAUCGAAUUUCUCGCAUUAGCCGUGAUUGGAUUGGGGCAUCGCUGCUUCGCAUGUGUCGGAUUAUUCCUGCCUUUGGUAUUGGGGGGUUCCUCAAUACGGAAGGCCGAUUGUAUCUACAUGGCCAGUUGGAUGAGCGUGCUCCUUCCUAA